Messenger RNA from Hippocampus comes (tiger tail seahorse), 19516 nucleotides. It is a transcript of the gene obscnb, whose product is annotated as obscurin, cytoskeletal calmodulin and titin-interacting RhoGEF b. Gene Ontology annotation, molecular function: guanyl-nucleotide exchange factor activity; protein binding. NCBI's taxonomy places the organism in Eukaryota, Metazoa, Chordata, Actinopteri, Syngnathiformes, Syngnathidae. The coding region runs from base 190 to 18426 and encodes 6078 amino acids. The transcript is spliced from 78 exons. The record is from RefSeq and is a predicted model, not a curated record.
UACACGGGACAAGAAAGAAAAAAUAAGUCGAGUCAAGCGCGCACCACAGUGCACUGGGGGAUGCUGCAGCACUCUGAAUUUCCAACCAUAUUAAGGAUAUUUAAUUUCAGAGAAGACAUUUUUGGCGGUUGGAAUUUUUGAGCCUUCCAUGACUGACUGAUCUGGCAAAGAAGAGUCAAGGUACAAACCAUGGAUCAAAAUUUGUUUGGAGGGGCCCCCAGGUUCCUCACCCGGCCCAAAGCGUUCGCCGUGUGCGUCGGCAAGGACGCCACGCUGAGCUGCACCAUUGUUGGCAACCCCACACCACUUAUCACCUGGGAGAAAGAAAAGCUGAAACUGACAUCCGGGGGCCGCUUCAAGACUGUGGAAGAUGGGGAUGUCUACCGUCUGACCAUCUAUGACUUAGCGCUGGAAGACAGCGGUCAGUACCUGUGCAGGGCCAAGAACAGUGUCGGCGAGGCCUACGCAGCCGUGACCCUCAAAGUGGCCCUCCCAGCAGAGAUGACUCCAAGAGCCCCCGUUUUCAUGCUCAAGCCCACAUCAGCACGUGUGGGUUUGGGGGACAAUGCCGUGUUCCACUGCAGAGUAGUCGCUCACCCCGAGGCCAACUUCGACUGGGAGAAGGACGGACGCUACCUGGGCGAGACCAACCGCAUCAAGAUCAUUUCGGAGAGCGACAGCAGCAGCUUAAAGAUCCAGAGCGUGCGCAACCUGGACAGCGGCACGUACAUCUGCACGGCCCAGAACACUUUGGGCCGGGCGCACGCCGCCGCCAUGCUGGUGGUGGAUGCCCAGGGUGCCCACCAAUUCGCAGCGGAAACCCACACCUCCCUCCUUUCUCACCUCCAGAAACGUAAAGAAGAAAUGAAGAAGGACAUAGCUGUCUUUCGUAACGAGGAAAGCGCCGCCUCAGAUAAAAUCACAGACAGUCUGAGUUCCCUGAGUCUGGAGCAUGAGGUGAGGUCGUCGGUACUGGCAAAACUGCCCAAGGGUGUGUUCACCCGCACCUGCACAGUGACGGAGGGAAAGCACGCCAAACUCAGCUGCUUCGUGACGGGUCACCCCAAGCCUCACAUUAUCUGGAGAAAGGACGGAGCAAAUAUCAGCGAGGGCCGCCGCCACGUCAUGUAUGAAGACCAGGCAGAGAACUUCAUCCUCAAGAUCCUUUACUGCAAACAGGACGACAACGGUUUCUACACCUGCAAUGCCACCAAUAUGGCUGGUCAGACCUACAGUGCUGUGCUGGUAACAGUCAAGGAGCCAAAGGUGCCGUUCAGGAGGAAGCUUCAAGAUGUGGCGGUCCAAGAGAAAACGUCGGCCACGUUGAUGUGCGAGGUGCCGCUGACUGGCAGCAGGGCUGACUGGUUCAUGGAGGAAACGCGCCUGGAGCAAAACGCUAAGUAUCGCAUGGAGGAACAAGGCACCCUGCGUCGGCUCACCAUACACAACGUGACCACCAACGAUGACGGCGUUUACAUCUGUGAGAUGAAGGAGGGCAGCCGCACAGUGGGCGAGCUCACCGUCCUGGGCAACAUUACAAAGAAGCUUCCGCGGAAGACGGUCGUUCCCAUCAGCGACACCGUCAUCUUCUGCGUGGAGCUGGAGCAGCCCUGUCCGGACGUCUACUGGACCCGCAACGGCGAAAAGCUGAAGGCGGAUUCCCGGAUUUCCAUCGCUUGCCUGCACCGCCAGUACACGCUGACCAUUCGGGAGUGUCAGGCGGAUGAUUCAGGAGAAGUGGCCUUUGUGGCUGGAGACUGCAAGACGUCCACUCGAUUCUCUGUCACCGCGGCAAGGAAGCAUCCUCCCGAUCCCCCGGUCGAUGCUGUGGUGCAAAACAAGACGGACUCAUCCAUCACCCUGCAGUGGUCUCCUCCAGACAGUGGCCGCCCCGUGCCCAUCAAGAGUUACAUUGUAGAGAGGAGGAAGGUUGGCACUCAGACCUGGCAGAGGUGCAACGUUGGAGAAACGAUUUUGUCAACGGAGAUCACAAUCUCUAACUUCACAGAGGAAGCCACUUUCCAAUUCCGUAUAUCUGCCAUCAAUGACUUUGGUCAGAGUGACUACCUGGAGGUGCCUGGAAGCUUCUACCUUGAACCCACUGCUGAAAUCACGAAAGGCCUUGCGGACAGCACCGCAGUUUCCGGUGAAGAGUUCUCCAUUUCGGUGGAGCUCUCAGGCGUUUGCUCGGGCUUCUGGUCUCUAAAUGGCCGCCUGCUGCGAAGUGGUGGCGACUACCUCAUCACCCGUUCCAAGAACGUACACACGCUGCUCAUCCGAGAAGCGACUCUGGACAUGAACGGAACAGAAGUCAAAUUUGUGGGCGGAGGCUCACAGAGCAGUUGCAUCCUAGCUGUCAAGGCGCCGCCUGUCCGGUUCAUCAAUAAGUCAGAUCAGCAAGAGGUGGUGUUCUGCAGCGCCCAAGCCACUGCUCAGAUGAUAGCUGAGGUGUCGGAUUACGAUGCGCAGGUGGUUUGGAUGAGAAAUGGACGGGAGGUAAAAAUGGGCAAGAAGUAUGAAUCGGUGACUGUGGACCGCAGGAGGACCUUGAGGGUACACAACGUGACAGAGGAAGACGUGGGCAGUUACGAGUGUGUUUGCGCUGAUGACAAGAUUUCCAUGCGGCUCACUCUUAAAGAUGAACCUGCCAAGUUCCUAAAUAAACCCAGAGGUCCAAUGGGCCUGUUAUCCUCACUCAAAGGAGAUCUCGAGCUGAGCUGCGACGUUUCUCCUGCUAGCACGGCGGUCACAUGGAAAAAAGACCAGCUGGAGAUCUUCGAGGACCAAAGAACUACCAUCAUCUCUAAAGGUACCCAAAGGAAACUCAUCAUCAAAAAUGCAAAAAAAAGCGAUGAGGGUCAUUACUGCUGCGAGACGGCCACCGACAAAAUCACAUUCCAGGUUAAGAUUAAAGAAACUCAAGCCCAGCCUGCCUUCUCCAACAAGGAAUUGGUGCAGAGGGAAUUAAAAGUGGCUCUCUCCCAAAAAGCCAGUCUCAGUUGCACAGUUUCAGACAGCAAGACAGAGGUGAAAUGGUACAAAGACGGCAAGCUGCUCGUCUCCAGUCGAACUCUUUACACGGAAGUCAAAGGCAAUCACCGCCAACUGGUGAUUGAAAAAAUUGAGAAGAGUGAUGCUGGAGAAUAUACUUGCGAGGCUGGAGGAGAGAAGCUGGUCUUCAAAAUUAUUGUGCCUGACUCCCAGGCGGCCUUCGUUAACAAAGAAACAGUCCAGAGGGAGGUGAAAGCCACUCUCUCCGAGAGAGCCACUCUAAGCUGUGAAGUGUCUGAUUCAACCAGGGAAGUCAAAUGGUACAAGGGCGGGAAGCUGCUGGUCUCUGGUAAGACAACACGUGCCGAAACAAAGGGGAAGAUUCGCCAGCUGGUGAUCGAUAGCGUGGAGAAGAAGGAUGCCGGGGAAUACACGUGUGAAGCCGGGGAGGAGAAGCUCGUCUUUCAGAUCAAUGUGACUGAGCCUCCACCAGCCUUCGUCAACAAAGAAUCUGUCCAAAAGGAGGUGAAAGCAAAUGUAUCUCAAAAAGCCACUCUCCGCUGUGAGGUUGCUGACUCCAAGAUAGAGGUGAAAUGGUACAAGGACGGGAAACUGCUGGGCAGUAGUAAGACAAAACGUGCAGAGUCCAAGGGGAAAAGUCGCCAGCUGGUAAUCGACAGUGUGGAGAAAAAGGAUGCGGGAGAGUACGUCUGCGAAGCCGGUGCUGAGAAGUUGAUCUUCAAGCUCCAGGUGGCAGAUGUGCCUGCCAAGUUCCAGAAGAAGCUCGUCAAGGACACAUGCAUCAUUCAGGCCAGCGAGCAGAUUGUUUUGACCAGCGAGCUGACUUCAGAGAGCAGCAGCGGCGUGAGGUGGUUUAAAGAUGACGUGGAGCUCAAGGAGAGCACCAAGUACCAAAUGAAAAAAGAUGGCCUCUCUUGCACACUCAUCGUCAUGUCCACUGAAUUCAAAGACAGCGGUGUGUACUCCUGUCGGACUGCUGAUGAUAAACUGGAGUUCAAAGUCCAGGUCAAAGACAUAGCUGUUAACUUUGUUGUCCGGUUGAAAGCCGUCACGGUCGACUUGGGGGCCGAUUUAAAUCUAACGUGUGAGUUGAACCAAGCUUCAGGCGAUGUUCUAUGGCGGCGCAACGGUUCUGAGCUUAAACCUGGAGGCAGGUUGCGCAUCAAGACAGACGGCGUAAGGCGAAUCCUCAUAGUGACUGGCAUGACGAAGGAAGAUGAAGGCGAAUACAGCUGUGAAUGUAAAAAUGACAAGACCUCUGCCAAAGUCUCCUCAAUAGCCCCCCGAGUUGUGAGACUGUCUUCCAAGCUGAACAACGUGGCCGCAAUGGAGGGCAAAGAUGCCAUAUUCAAGUGCACCGUCACCCCGGCGGACGCACGCGUCAAAUGGUUCCACAACAAUGUUCCUAUCGCUCAUGGCGCCAAGUAUAAGAUUGAGCAUGGUGGCAACACCCACUCGGUCGCCGUCACUUGUGUCACCCUGAAGGAUGCGGGGGAGAUCAGCGUGGACGCCGAAGGGAAAAGCUGCAAGGCGACGCUUCAAGUGCAACGUGAGCCGGUGACAUUCAAGAAGAAGCUGGAGAAUAUGACAGCGGAGGAGCAGAGCGAGGCAAAGCUCGAGGUGGAGCUGAGCAAGCCGUCAGACGAAGUGCACUGGAUGAAGAACGGCGUCAAGUUGCAGACUUCAGUGGGUGUGGAGGUCCGGGUGGAUGGCGCUAAGCAGGCGCUGGUCUUCAAGAGUGUGACUUAUGCCGACCGCGGCAUCUACUCGUGCGAAACCCUUGAUGACAGAACCCAGGCCAAGCUCACCGUCGAGAUGAAGAAAGUUGAGCUGAUCAAAGGUCUCACGGAAACCAGGACACACGAGAAACAGACGGUAAGCUUCGAGGUGGAGCUCAGCCAGGCUGAUGUCGAAGGCUCGUGGACCCGGGACGGCAUCAGGUUGAAAUCAGAGCCCAAUGUCCGCAUCACAGCUCUGGGAAAAACGCACGGCCUUACCUUGUCAAAUCUGACGAGAGAGGACACGGGAACCAUCACCUUCCUGGCGGAAGGGAUCCGGACUUCCUGCAAACUCAUUGUUACAGAACCCCCUGUUACGAUCUCAAAGCCCAUUGUCGACAUCAGCGUUGCUGAGAAGGAGAAGGUCACUUUGGAGUGUGAAGUAUCAAGAACAAAUGCAGAUGUAAAAUGGUUCAAGGAAGAUGUACAGCUGAAACCAGGGAAAAAUUUAAGCAUUCAUUCUUUGGGACGAAAACGCACCUUGAUCAUCAACAAAUGCACCCCCGAAGAUGCAGGCACUUACAUCUGUCAAGCUGCCGACGACAGCACCUGCGCCAAGAUCACCGUUCACGCCAGAGAUGUUAAGAUUGUGAAGAAGCUGGAGGAUGUGGAGGUGAUGGAGAAGGAGAGCGCUGCAUUUGUUUGCGAGGUUUCACACGACGAAGUGGAGUGCCAGUGGUACAAGGGAAGCUCCAAACUUAGAGUCAGCGACAACGUCAAGAUGAGACAAGAAGGCAGGACCUAUGUGUUGCUGUUUAAAAGUGUGUCUGCAGCAGAUAUAGGUGAGAUUAAAUUUACAGCAGAGAAGGCCUCGUCAUCUGCACAACUGACGGUGAAAGAGCUGCCCGUCAAGUUUGUGAAGAAACUCCGAGAUAAGAUAGCCAUUUACAAGCACCGUGGCCACCUGGAGUGCCAAGUGUCCCGCGCCAGUGCCCAAGUCAAGUGGUUCAAAAACAAGACAGAGUUGAAACCCGGACAGAAGUAUGAGAUCAAAAGUGACGACGUGUACCGGAAGCUCACCAUCCACAACGUGGACGCCGACGACGAAGACACGUACACGUGCGACGCCUCUGAUGACAAGACAUCCUGUAAACUGCUUGUGGAAGAGCAGUCCAUAAGCAUUGUGCGGGAGAUGAGUUCCGUGGAGGUGACGGAACCUUUCGCCGCUGUCUUCGAAGUUGAGAUCAGCGUGGAACUGGUGAAACCGCCCAUUUGGACUCUCAGCAAAGUCGCCCUGCAGGAGAACGCCGAUGUUGAGAUGGAGACAGAGGGCACCAUGCAUCGUCUCACUUUCAAAAAGACCAAAGCAUCCAUGACGGGCCCCGUGCAGUUCACGGCUGGCAAGAGCAAGUCACUUGCCCAGCUUACAGUCAAAGAGCGUCCCCUUGAGAUUGCAGAGCCCAUCAAAGACGUGAAGGCCAAGGAGAAAAGCUCUGCCAUUCUCACUUGUAAAUUCUCUAUCCCGCCAAAAGACAAAGUGCAGUGGUUUAAAGAACAGGUAGCACUGGCUGCAUCAGACAAAUAUAACAUCAAGCAAGAAGCUACCAGGGCUCAACUCACCAUUCAUGGGCUGACUGAAGAGGACAGUGGCGAGUACCGCUGUCAGUCUGGACCUGCUGUGACAAAAGGAAAUCUUCUAGUUGAAGUGCGUGACAUAAAAUUCACCCAGCACCUGGCUGACACUGAAGUGGACGAAGACAGCGACGCAGUGUUCACAUGUGAGGUCAACUAUGCCGACGAGGAGGCCCGGUGGCUCCUGAAUGACAAGGCGCUCUUCACCAAUGAAGUCAACACCAUAACCCAUGACGGGAAAGUGCAUAAACUCACACUUAAGAACCUGGCACCUCAAGAUGGCGGUACUAUCACAGUUUACGUCCGCAAGGUGAAGGAAUCUGUCACGCUUAAGGUUAAAGAAAAGCCUGCCCUUUUCCUCAAGUCUCUGGAUGACGUCGUCGGUGAGGAGAAAGGUUCCAUCACUCUGGCUUGUGAGGCAUCCAAACCCAGAGUCUCUCCCAUGUGGAGUAAAGGAGGCAGCCCGUUGAAAGCUGGACCCAAAUAUGAGCUCCUUCACACGGGCAAAUCUUUGGGGCUGAUCAUCAAGGAUGUGACCAAAGACGACGCGGGGGAGUAUACUUGCGAUCUGGGAACUGAGAUGUCCAAAGCAAAGGUCACUGUAAGAGAAAUUGGCAUCGGGAUCACAAAAUGGCUGAAGUCAGCUGAGGUGAACGAGGGUGAGACGUGCGCUUUCGAGUGCAUCUUGUCUCGGGAGAUCACCGACGAGUGCACCUGGACUCUUAACGGCCGAACCGUUGCAAGCGGAGGCCGCUUUCAAAUGAACAGCAAAGGACGGAAGUACAUGCUGACCAUCAAGGACGUCACCCCUGCUGAUGCCGGAGACGUCAUCUUCAGCAUUAAGGAUCUGACCUCCAAAGCAUCACUGACUAUUGAAGGAAAAGCGUCAACACUCUCAAGGGACCUGGAGAACAUCAAUGUGGUUCGGGGGGAAAAUGCCACUUUUACCUGCGAGGUGACACAAUCAACCGCCAUUGUCAAAUGGACAAAGGAGGGCAAAUCCAUAAGGAAGAGCCAGAAGUACGACAUCAUCAAGGAAGACUGCGUGAUGAAGCUGGUCAUCCACAACGUCUCCAGUAAAGACGCUGGGGAGUACAGAUGUGAGGUUGUCGGAGGGGCAACCGCAAAGGCCAAGCUUGACGUGAAAGAGCCAAUCCAUAAGUUCAUCAAAGAACUGAAGGACACCAAAGCGGAUGAGAAGACCUCUGCGACGAUGCAGUGCGAGACGGUUCAAAGCCCGUCUGCGGUUACCUGGCUUAAAGGGCACACGGAGCUCAAGGCUGGCGGUCGAUACGAGAUGAGCCAGAAGGAAGCAGUCUUAUCUCUCACCGUCAAACACCUCCAGGAAGACGACACUGACAUCUACACCUGCGAUGUGGGCACAGCCAAGAGCGUGGCCAAGCUGACUGUUCAGGCUCUGCCUGCCACUUUCAAAGAAAAGCUCAAGAAUCGAGAUGCAACGGAAGGAGAAACUGUGACACUUCGCUGUGAGCUAUCGAAGCCUGCAGCCAACGUUCACUGGAGGAAAGGCUCUGAAACUCUCACUCCUGGAGAGACGUAUGAGAUAAAGCAGCAAGAGGCAUCUUGUGAGCUUCGCAUUAGGAAUGUCAAAACGGACCAUUGCGGGGAAUACUCUUGUCUAUGUGGGGACCAGAAGACAUCGGCGACUCUCAAAGUGAACGCAUUACCGCCAUCCUUCACGGUGAAGCUGCGGAGUCUGGAGGCCGACGAAGGAUCCAGGGUUACCCUACGCUGUGAGACCUCGAAACCUUUAGUCCCUGUUGAGUGGAAAAAGGGUGCACAGCUGCUCACGUAUGGACAAAAAUACCAGCUGAAGCAGCAGGCUUGUGAGAUUGAGCUCCUCAUCAACCAGACCGAGCCCGAGGACAGCGGAGAGUACAGCUGUGUGUGUGGGGAGCAGACAACCAUGGCCUGUGUCAAGAUCAAGGCCUUACCGGUGACCUUCACAAAGAAGCUGCAGCCUCAAGAGGCCGAAGAGGGAUCCAGCGUUACACUACGCUGUGAGACAUCGAAACCCGGAGUGCCAGUGGAGUGGAAAAAAGAAAGACAAGUGCUAAAGUCUGGAGAAAAGUUCCAGAUGAAGCAGCAAGCGUGUGUCAAUGAACUCCAUGUCAGUGAAGUACUGCCAGAAGACAGCGGGGAGUACAGCUGCGCGUGUGGGGAGAACAACACUGCAGUUGUCCUCACUAUUAAAGCCCAACCGGUGACCUUCACGGUGAAGCUGCAGCCUCAAGACGCCGAAGAGGGCUCCAGGGUUGCGCUACGCUGCGAGACAUCGAAACCUGGAGUCCCGGUGGAGUGGAAGAAAGGAAGACAAGUGCUGAAGUCUGGAGGAAAGUACCAGAUGAAGCAGCAGGCGUGUGUCAAUGAACUCCACAUCAGUGAAGCGCUGCCAGAAGACAGCGGGGAGUACAGCUGUGUGUGUGGGGUGAACAACACUGCAGCUGGCCUCACCAUUAAAGCACAACCGGUGACCUUCACAAAGAAGCUGCAGCCUCAAGAGGCCGAAGAGGGAUCCAGUGUCACGCUCUGCUGCGAGACGUCUAAACCUUUAGUUCCAGUGGAGUGGAAGAAGGGAAGACAAGUUCUCAAGUCGGGAGAAAAGUUCCAGAUGAAGCAGCAAGCGUGCGUCAAUGAACUCCACAUCAAUGAAGCGCUGCCAGAAGACAGCGGGGAGUACAGCUGCGUGUGUGGUGAGAACAACACUGCAGCUAGAGUCACCGUUAAAGCCCAACCAGUGACCUUCACAAAAAAGCUGCAGAGUCAAGAAGCCGAAGAGGAUUCCAGUGUUACUCUCUGCUGCGAGACGUCAAAACCUUUAGUCCCAGUCGAGUGGAGGAAGGGAAGACUCGUUCUGAAGUCGGGAGAAAAGUACCAGAUGAAGCAGCGAGCGACUGUGAAUGAACUCUUGAUUUGUAAAGCAGCAGAGGAAGACAGUGGAGAGUACAGCUGCGUGUGUGGGGAGAACUAUACUGCAGCUAACCUCACUGUUAUAGCCCAACCGGUGACCUUCACAAAGAAGCUGCAAAGUCAGGAGGCGGAAGAGGGAUCCAGUGUGACUCUUCGCUGUGAGACGUCCAAACCAGGAGUCUCAGUGGAGUGGAAGAAGGGAAGACAGGUCCUCAAGUCUGGAGAAACGUACCUGAUGAAACAGGAGGCGACUGUCAAUGAACUAUGUAUUCAUGAAGCAGCGGAAGAAGACAGCGGGGAGUACAGCUGCGUGUGCGGCGACAAUCAAACGACAGCCAGUCUCAAAAUCAGAGCCGUGAAGCCGGCAGCUUCCCUCCCGGCUGAUAAAGUGGAAUCAAAGAGGCUUGGAACUCAAGAAAUGGUGAAAGUGGUGACACUGGAAGAGACCAGCGAGAUCUCUCAACGGCAACUCGUGGAACAAGAGACUCGCGAGCUUCGAGUUGAAGCCCAACCAGUGACCUUCACAAAGAAACUGCAAAGUCUGGAGGCCGACGAGGGAUCGACGGUUACUCUUCGAUGUGAGACUUCGGAGCCUUUAGUCUCAGUGGAAUGGAAGAAGGAAGCGCAGGUCCUGACGUCUGGAGAUAAGUACCAGAUAAAGCAGCAAGCGUCUGCGAAUGAACUGCUUAUCACCCAAGUGGUGCCUGAAGACAGUGGAGACUACAGCUGUGUGUGUGGAACGCAGACAACCACGACUUGUGUCAAGAUCAAGGCCAUGAAGCCACCAGCUUCCCUCCCUGCUGCUAAAGUGGAAACUAAAAUACCGGAAGGUAAAGAAAAAGCGGAAGCCAAAGUGACUGAAGCUACAUUGGUGGUUGCUAAAGAUGAGCAGAAGAAGCAGGAGAUACAUGAAACAGUCGAAGUUGUGACACUGCACAAGACCAGAGAGAUGUCUGAACAGCAGCUUGUGAAACAAGAGAUGCAGGAGCGCAGAGAUGAAGCCUCGCCUGUUUUAUUCAAGAAGACCCUGGACAGCCAAGAGGGCACCGAGGGUGAAAAAGUCACUUUGUCUUGUGAGACAUCCAGCCCCACCUGCAAGGUGACUUGGCGGAAGGGCUCAACUCUGCUCAGCCACGGGGAGAAAUACAGCAUAGACCAGAGCGCUGCCAUUCACACUCUUGUCAUUCACAAGCUGAGACCGGAGGAUAGUGGGGAGUACAGCUGCGACACGGGUGACAAGAAAAGCGCUGCUACUGUCACUGUCAAAGAACACGUGCGUAUCCUGCGGGAACUGCACGACAUUACCGUGCAAACGGGGCAGGACGCUAUCUUCGAGGUGGAGUUGUCUCACGCCGGUGUGACCAGUGUGGAGUGGUGGCUGGCAGACAACCUCCUCCAGAACAAUGACCUGAACCAGAUGAGUAGCGAGGGCCGAGUGCAUCGCUUGGCCCUGAAGAUGGUGACCACUGACGAAUCGGGAGAUGUCGCCUUUGUUGUGGGUGAAGAAAAGAGCCUUGCUUGUUUGCUGGUGGAAGAGAAACCAAAAGUGCUCAUUGUCAAGAAGCCGCAUAACACGGCAGCAUCGGAGGGGGAAACCGUCACCCUGGCCUGCACCAUCUCCAACCCCAAGGUGAUCGUGACCUGGAUGAGAAACAAUGUGGUCAUCAAAGCAGGUCUCAAGUACGAUCUGAAGCAGAACGGAGCCUUCCAGCAGCUUUGCAUUCACAAUGUGGUGCCCGAAGACGCGGGGACGUACACCUGCGAGACCGUAGAUGAUCGGUGUGACGUCACCCUAACUGUGGAAGCUACCCCAGCGUUCUUUAAGAAGGAGCUGGAGAACCAGGAUGCCAUCGAGGGUGACGACGUUACCCUCCGCUGCGAACUAUCCAAGCCAGGGGUCUGCGUGGAGUGGAGGAAAGGAGGUGCAGUUCUUGCGCCUGGUAAGAAAUGUGAACUCUGGCAGGAAGGGUGCGUUCACGAGCUCCGUAUAUGGAACCUGGAUCCGGAAGACAGUGGUUAUUACACCUGUGACGCAGGAGAUCAACUGACCACUGCGUCUGUGACAGUGCAAGUGAAAGAGAUCUACAUUUUGUGCGGUCUUAAGCCCGUGGAUGUGUUUGUUGGGGAAUGGGCAACAUUCUCUUGUCAGCUGUCCGGCCAGGCGCCCGGCAAAGUGCAGUGGUGGUUGGACGGCACUUUGCUGAAGAGCGGCCCCGAGACUGAGAUAGGGCUGAGUGAGGGCCACAUCCACACACUCACCUUUAAGAACCUGGCCACAGAUGACUCGGGCACUGUCAUGUUCAAAGCUGGCAGUUUAACCUCAGCAGCCAAGCUCCUUGUCAAAGAUCCCACAGUUGAAGUGGUGAACGACAUGGAGGACCUUAGGGUGGUCGAGAACCAACCGGCCGAGUUCAUCUGCCAGUUCUCGAGGCCGGUGAAGGCCGAGUGGAAGCGAGACGGGCAGCCGUUGCAGCCUGAUGGCCGCAGGGUGGUAGUGGAGCAGGACUGGACUGUGUCUCGCUUGUACAUUAGCCGCGUGUGUGCCGGAGACAGGGGCACAUACUCCUGUGAGGCAGAGGGGACCCGUGUGGUUGCUUCGCUUCAUGUGGAAGCCAAACCCAUCAACAUAGUCCAAGGCCUGGAGAACGUGGAAACCUUUGACGGAGGAGAAGCUUUGUUUGAGUGUGCCUUGUCUCGUCCGGAGAACAAAGACUGCCUGUGGCUCCUGGAUGACAAACCGGUGAAGGAAUCACCCAAUGCUGAGAUUGUGUCCUUUGAGAGCGGCCGUCGUCACCUGCUCCUCCUCAAAGAGCUGCGCGUUAGUGACAGCUGCACAGUCACCUUCAGGGCGGGCACGACGUCCACGUCUGCCCACCUUGCUGUCAAGGGCUGGCAGCUGGGCGUGGCAAAGCAUCUGGAGGACGUGGUGGCCGCCGUUGGUGAGAGGGUGGAAUUUGGUGUGGAGCUGACUGAGCCCGUGCUCGCGUCGGAAAUCGUUUGGUAUGCCAACGGAGUGGAGCUCAAGCCCGGCCAACUGUGGAUCACCAGGAACGACGGAUGCCGCUAUCGCCUCAUCCUGAGGCAGGCACCACUCAUGGCUCAACAGGAAAUAACCUUUGCAGCACGCGACGCUCUCUCUAUGGCCAAGCUCUCCAUUAUCGCUGUACCAGACCCACCGGAGGACCCCGAAGUCCUCAGCAAGACCAAAGAAUCGGUCACCCUUUCCUGGUUCACUCCCCUACAUGACGGAGGAAGUCCCAUUCUGGGCUACAAGGUGGAGAUGAGGCUGGCAGAAAGCGCUCUGUGGCUUCCGUGCCACUCCACUCCCGUGAGCAACACCGAGUUUGUGGUGGGAAAUCUCAUCCAGGGCACCGGCUACAGGUUUCGAGUGGCAGCCAUCAACAGAGCCGGUACAGGGGAGUCUGUUGAGCUUCCUCAGACUGUGCAGCUUGAAACGGAGGUCAAAGAAAUUGAGUCGGAGCAACUAGGACAGCCCAGUCUUCCUCCGGAGGCUGCUGAAGAAGGAGACCUCCAUGAUCUGUGGGAGGCCUCGGCCAAGAAAAGGCGCAUGAGUCGCGAACCUACUCUGGACUCCAUCACUGAACACCCAGAGGACGAUGGGAAAGGCGGCCCAAAGAAAACGGAGCAGAAGGAGAGCAGCGAUUCAGAGAAGGAAUCAAUAUCAAAAGAGAGCGAGCAGACCAAGAAACAGACCGAGUCUGAAUUGCACACCAGCUCUGAGGAGUCCCAUUCUGAUGGGUCUUCGCUUGUGUCCUACCUUAAGAAGAACAGUCAGCUUCAGUCUUCAUCCACGGUUGAGACCUCCGAUGACCGGACACUAGCCACCGAGCGCUUCUUUAAACACUUUCAGAUGACCGACCAGAAAACGACGACAGUUCAGCGGACCGAAACAAAGCAGGCAUCAACACCGGAAACUGAGAUCCUGGAGAUCAGCAAGGAAGACGAACCUGAGCUCAGGGAAGCUGCCAUCAAGAUCCAAGCUGCCUUCAAGGGCUACAAGGCGCGCAAGGACAUGCGGCCGGUUUUCAAGGAGGUUUUCAAAGACCAGACCAAAGAGCCGAAUGGCACCAUACAUCUGGAGUGUGUGGCAGAAGGUAAACCCGAUAAGGUGCGUUGGCUGAAGGACGGAGAGCCGCUGUCGGACGGCAAACACCACCACAUCGACAUCUACAACGACGGCACUUGUUCCUUGGUCAUUACUGCCAUCACCACCAAAGACACGGGCGUGUACACGUGCGAGGUCAACAAUAAGUUUGGCGUCAUCUCUCACAGUGCAAAGGUUACGGUGGGAACCGUGAGAGAAUCAUGCGGCCGGCGGCCGCUGACAGUUGGCUACAGCGCCGACAGUGAGCCAGACAGCUCGUCGGGCAGCGAGAUGGACGAGUCGCUGAGGCAGGCGAGCAGACGCCUCCGCCGGUUGCUACGUACGCGCCUCCCGCCGGAUGUGGAGGAGGAACCUUUCAUCAGCGCAGAUGAAGGAGAACUCUGCCCUCCGGAUCCUCACUCUUACCGUGAGGAUGACAGGUACAUUUACAUCCGCUUCGACACGUGGUCAGAGGCGGAGGUGGCGUCCAAGAGGUUCCACGAGAUGUUUACCAUCCACGGAGUCCCAGUGGAAACCAGCAUCCUGGACGCCGGACAUCUCAAAGUGGAGCUGCGGAUUAGGAAGAUGGAGUUCACACAGGAUGGCACAGAAACACCCACUCAAGAAAAACAACCUCCUGUGUUAUUGUCUGGAGCUGCUGCCGCUCCCGUCUUCUUGACAGAGUUACAAAAUCAGGACGUGCCCGAAGGCUAUCCGGUCAGCUUCGACUGCGUGGUGAUCGGCAAGCCUUCGCCCGCCGUGCGCUGGUACAAAGAUGGCAAAGUGCUGGAGGAGAAUGACCACUACAUGAUCAACGAGGACCAGGAAGGCUGCCAUCAGCUCAUCAUCACUGCCGUGCUGCCGUCCGACAUGGGAGUCUACCGUUGCACGGCGGAAAACAGCAGCGGCAUUGCGGCCACCAGGGCCGAACUCAGGGUUGACAUGUCCUGCAGCUCAGAUUAUGACACUGCUGCUGAUGCCACUGAAACCUCGUCUUACAUCAGUGCCAAAGGCUACUUGUCCAGCAGGGAGACCGAGACCUUUGAGUCCGUGACGGAAGAUGAUCAGUUGCCUCAAGUUGUGGAGGAACUUCAUGAUGUUCACGUGAGCCCAGGUUCACCAAUGGCGAAGAUGCAACUCAGGGUCAAAGGUUUCCCCAAACCGAGAGUGUAUUGGUUCAAAGACGGCCAUCCCCUGCACGGUUCCGAAAAGAUUUUGGUGUUAGCGCAGCAAGACCUUCACAGUCUCGAGAUCCUGGAGGUGAAGAAAGAGGAUAUGGCGGAAUACUCGGCCUACAUCAGUAACGCGGCUGGUUCUGCAUACUCUUCUGCCCGGCUCAUUGUUCUAAAUCCAGGGGAGAUUAUACCUCAAGAUGCGAAAGACUCCCGGGAGUCUCUGGUGCCUCCGCGUUUCCUUGAAAAAUUCUGCAACAGGAAAGUGAAACAAGGAACCAGCAUCACAUUAUCCGUCAAAGUCGAAGGAUCUCCCACUCCAGUGGUCUCGUGGCUAAAGGAGGAGUCGGUGGAGGAGGUGCUGUGGAUCAAGCCUGAUACCAAAGGAUACAAAGUAGCAAGCUCCGGCCGCCAACACAGUCUCAUCUUAAUGGAUGUUGGAACCGAGUACACCGGCGCCUACACCUGCAUUGCCACCAAUAAGGCGGGACAGUCCAUUUGUACUGCCCACCUUGAGGUGGAUGACACUCCACCACAAAAGAAAGAGACCAAGGCUUCAGAUGUUCUCGGGAUUACUGUCAGUCCACCAGAAGAAGCUGCAAAGAGGGGAAAGGAGAGUAAAAUGUCCUACUUUGGAGAAGUUGGUUCCGAAGAAUUCCUCAUGAAACUCACCUCCCAGAUCACUGAAAUGGUAUCGGCCAAGAUUACGCAAGACAGCACACAGAAUCAGGAAGUGCUCCAGUGGAUGAAAUCCUGGCCCAAAACGACCAGCUCAUUGCGCGUACCAGGUGCAGACAGUGACGACGACACCAAGACCCCUUCGGCUUCUCCUCACCACGGUCGCUCCCGUCCCCCCUCCCUCGUGGCUGACUCCUCGUCUGAGUCCGAUGAAGGAGAUGCCAGGGGAGAGAUGUUCGACAUCUACGUGGCGACGGCCAACUACGACCCCAUCGUGGCCAGCAAAGAAUCCGUCUCCCUGAAGGAGGGACAGUAUGUGGAGGUGUUGGAUUCGGCCCACCCGCUCAAAUGGCUCGUGCGGACCAAACCCACCAAGACGACGGCAUCCCGCCAAGGCUGGGUGUCGCCUGCCUAUCUGGACAAAAAGUUCAAACUAUCUGCUGAUUCGGGUGACCUUCCUGAGACAAGCGUAGAGGAGGUGUCUGAGGGAGAAUACAAGAAGAAGUUAUUCCAGUUGAUUCAUGACAUCAUAAACGGUGAAUCAGAGUUCGUCAAAGAGAUAGACUUCUUCACGGGUCAUCACCUGAGGCACGCCGACUCUCCUGAUGCACCGAGUGAUGUCAGCGGCCAGAGGGAAGUCAUCUUUAGGAACAUCAACGACUUGAAGGACUUCCAUGCCAGGGCGUUCCUGCCAAAACUGAGCGAUUGUGAGACGGAUGAUGAUGUCGCCAUGUGCUUCCUGAAGAAUAAGGAAGGCUUUGAGAAGUACCUCCAGUAUCUUGUAGGUCAGAGCCAGGCUGAAAGUGCCAUCAGUGACAAAACGGUCCACCGCUUCUUCAAGGAGUACACCGAAAAGGAGCAAGCCAAUGCAGACCCAGCUGACCCGCCUAUACGCAGCAUCAACGCCUACCUGCUACAACCUCUGGACAGGAUUCAGAAGUACAAGGUCUUCCUCAAGGAGCUCAUUCGAAACAAGGCCAGAAAUGGCCAGAACUGCUGCCUGCUGGAAGAAGCGUACGCCAUGGUGUCGGCACUGCCGCAACGCUCUGAGAAUACCCACCACGUCUCCUUGAUUGAGAACUACCCCGCCACCCUUGAAGCGUUAGGGGAGCCUCUUAGACAGGGACCCUUCCAAGUUUGGGAGGGGGCUCCUGGAAUAAGGACGUCCUCUCGAGGUCACCACCGCCACGUCUUCCUCUUUAAGAACUACUGCAUCAUCUGCAAAUCCAAGAGAGACAGCAACACCGAUUCGCAAACAUACGUCUUUAAGAACAUGAUGAAGCUGAACAACAUUGACGUGAAUGACACGGUGGAGGGUGACGACCGCGCUUUUGAGAUCUGGCACGAACGCGAAGAUUCGGUGAGGAAGUACACUUUGCAGGCCCGAACCGUGACCAUGAAAAACUCGUGGCUGAGAGACUUCCGAGAACUUCAGCAGAGAUACAGCAUGCCCGCCUGGAGUCCUCCUGACUUUGUCGAAAUACUGGCAAACUGCACAGCCGAGCUUGGGCAGACUGUUAAACUGGCGUGCAAGGCCACGGGAGUUCCCAAACCUGCCAUCACCUGGUACAAGGAUGGACGCAUAGUUGAGGCAGACCCUCAUCACAUAAUUAUCGAGGACCCCGACGGCUCCUGCACACUCAUACUGGAUAACAUGACAGCCGAGGAUUCGGGCCAGUACAUGUGCUUUGCCACGAGCUCAGCCGGCAACGCCAGCACGCUGGGCAAGAUCACCGUACAGGUGCCUCCGCGGUUUGUGAACAAAUUGAGGAAUGCGAUUUGUGUCUCCGGUGAAGACGCUCAGUUCACCUGCGUCAUCCAGAGUGCUCCCAGUCCCAAAAUCAGAUGGUUCAAGGACGGCCGCCUGCUGAGCGACCAAGAAAAGUAUGAGACCUACAGUGAGCUCCGCAGCGGAGUUUUGGUCUUGGUGAUCAAAAAUGUGACGGAUCGAGACCUGGGACACUACGAGUGUGAGUUGUCCAACCGUCUGGGCAGUGCCAGGUGUGCCGCUGACUUAGUUCCUCUAUCGGCCGCUAGCAGUGGUGAGCAGGCCAUUGUUCUUGAAGUUACCGAGCAGGAAACAAAAAUACCAAAGAAAACCAUCAUCAUUGAGGAGACGAUCACCACAGUGGUGAAGAAUCCAAGAAUGAGGAGGCACAAGUCCCCUGGCAUGACUGGCACUGGAGCCCACCGCUUGGAGAUGACCGCCUCAGAGACCUCCACCAGCAGGACCAGGCGGAUGGCCGCCGCUCCCAGGAAAAGCGCGGUGCCAACCUACUAUGUCACAGAAGCUGAGGGUGCGGAGGGUGCCAGUUCUAUUGUCGCUGAGAGCAAGCCCAAUUGGGUUGAGGUGGAGGAGGUGAUCGAGUACAAGGUCAAUAAAUCUCCCAGGCCAUCCAGGAGGAGGGGUGUGUCGCCGGCCAUCUUGGACCGCUCCGCCGCUCCUUCCAGACCCAAAAGAUCACCCGCAGAGAACCCGAAUGCAAACAAUUCCAACAACAAUCUGGUGGAGCUGGGAGGCAGCGCCUGGGAGGAUGAGGCGACUCCGUCUGGUUCAGGAGAUCCCUUUGAGAUCUCGUCUGUUCUUACCACGGCUGGGGAGGCUCGUGAAGACCCGGAGGAUCUGCAAAUCGUCAUCUUGGAACCCGAUGAUGAUAAUGAUGAAGACCUUUAUGGAAAGCAGGAAGCAAAGACACUAACACGUGGAAGUCAUGUUCUAGCACUGGAAGACUUGGAGGAUUACGUCCCACAGGAAGGAGGAUCUGACGGUUCGACCAGCUACGGUCCUGUCGAGAAGCCCUGUGAGAUCUCCGUGCUCCAGAGGGAGGUUGGCGGCACCGCCGUGGGACAUCCGGUGCUCCUCAACGUGGGACGUCCCGUGGCGGCUCCGAGGCAUAGAAGCGGAUUUUUCUCUCGCUGCAGAGAACAUCUAGCCGGCAAUGUUUUCUCAUCUAAUGCGCCACAAGGAAGCAGUACCCAGUCGGAAAGGCGUGUCCCCAUUCAAGUGAGCCACGCCAAGCUGGAGGUGAAGCCUUCGUACUGCUCCGAGGUGCAGAGGGUGGGAGGAGGGCAGCGGAGCUUUAAAACCAAAUUAUCAACGCAGAUGUCCGGCUAUACAUCCGUGGGAAACCCUGUCACACUUCAAAUCAGCGACAAACAACAACCCCAAAACCAGUAGCUUUGAAUUCUGUUCGCCGCAAUCCUCCUUAGUCUUAAACACCAUCGGUUUGAAUCCUCUCCUAACUUUCAGAAUAUUUUCAGCUGUUAACAAACCAUUCCUUAUGACAAAAUAAUGGUUGGACGGUAACACGCGAUCACGACAGUCAAAACUGAGUGAUCGUCGCCUUCGAUUCACUCAAACCAAACUGUGGACCAGAAACCUGAUUGUUUCUUGUCACAGACACCGAAAGAAACAAAAAGAUCGAGUGGAAUGACAAUCAGUUACCAUUACAAAUACUUGUAAGUAAUGAGCUGAUGUUUUCUUGAAGCAACUAUGGCAUUAGAGAGCACACUACAUCCAUGGUAUUGCAUGUGACCUCCUCUUGUGCAACAUAAUACAACAUUGGUAAAAUAGAGGAGAUUUUCAGACCGUUAAAUCAACAACUGCUGAUAUUAGCAAAAGGCGGACACGCUGGACUGGUCACUUGUCACCCAAAAGAACACAGACAACCAGUGUAGUCUACAUUCACGUCACUGAGUGGGAAAGGAACCCCGCAGUGAGUGAAGCACGACACUGUCAAUGACUUCAAAAUAAAACGUUUACUCAGAAACACAAAAUUGUAAUUGAGGGAAGCGUUAUACAGUUACCAUAAAUGAUAGCAUUUAGGUAUGAAUUUGCUACCUUUUAUUAGUAUUUCAUAAGAUUUCAUGUGUUGAUUUAAAUAGAAACUACUUCCAAAAUUUGAUUGUUAAAGGUCAACAUGUAGAGGGAGACGACGAUUAGAUAUACAACCUAAUUCAGUCAUUUGCGUUAAUCAUUUAUCGUGUUGAUACAUUUAUAGUGCAUUGAAUUGUCUCCGAGUCUGUUCAUGUGGUGCAAUAACGUGAGCUCAUGGGCUCCUUUUAAGUUCAUUUCAAUAAUUGACUGCAUGCUGCUUUUCCAAAGCACUGAGUAUUUCAAUUUAAUAAAGGGAUUAAAGUCCUGCUUGAGUAAGGAUUUGGGUUCUGUGUCAUUCAUAACGCUCUCAAAAGAUUGUAAUCGCUUGUAUUUGAAAUGUGUUGUUUUUGAAUGGAAAACAUGUUUGCUUUCAAAUGUGUUAAAAUCUGAA